Messenger RNA from Cuscuta campestris, 1634 nucleotides. NCBI's taxonomy places the organism in Eukaryota, Viridiplantae, Streptophyta, Magnoliopsida, Solanales, Convolvulaceae. The record is from the annotation of a GenBank genome assembly.
GGAAGAAGGAGAAGCCGUUUCUCUCUUCUUCUUUUUCCAUCCUCUCUCUCCCUUCUCAUCUCACAUCCCUGCAAAACACAAAAAAAAUCUUAAUAAAAGGAGAAAAUUUCCAGGGAAUUUUUGGUGCAACUUGAAGAGAGAUUUCAGCUGGUAUUGAAGGAUUUACUCGUGAAUUGAGUUUCUAAGGCCUGGAAUUCGAUCUGUGGAUUGAUUUUUUUGUUUCGAUUUCCUCUUGCCGUUUGUGCGCGUUUCUGUUCCGCCCGUGCAUUCUGGUGAAUCCAGAUGUGAUUUUCAAGUCCAUCUGAAGUUCUAGAUCAGAUUCCCAUGAGAAGAUCGGAAAUUUCGGAGAAGCUUUGAGCACUGGAGUUCGGUGACGGUGAUGGCUCCAUUCUACUGAAAACGGAGUCUGGAAAGUGAAGAAAUCGGAAAUCUAUCUGCUGAUUGUUCUUUGAUGAUAUAGACUGAAGAACACAUCUCUGGGAAUUUUUGUGAACAUUCCGAUUUGGAAUCUGGGAAGAGCGUAAAUUUACUCGCCUUCUCUGAAGAGCUGAAAGUUUCAGGCGGCAGAUGGAGAAGAAUUACAGAGAAGGAUUGCUACUGAGAUCAACGACGCUUCAUCAUCAUCAUCAUAAACGGAGUGAAGCCAGGUCAGCGGGUAAUACGACGUCGCAUGAUUUCGUUUUGCAGUGGGGGAGCCGGAAGAGGCUACGGUGCGUGAAGGUGCCCCACAAGAACCCUGGCUUCGCGCGUGCGGAUCACGACGAAAACAGUGAACCGUCCGGUUCGUCUCCGGCACAGAGAGCGACCGGUCGAGCUGAUCGCCGCGUUUGUAGAUCCGACCCGAAUAAGGACUCCUCGCACCUUCUGCAGCACGGCGGUAACCGCUAUUUGAACCUCCGUCAACGGCAGGCGUCUCCCGGACUUCGUAAUCUCAGGAAUUGUGAGACUUCAACUCCUGCAAUGAGAGAAAGGAGCAACGGGUUGAGGAAUUUGGCUUCUUCCCCUGCCGAUCAUAAGAAAAGUGGUGGCGCACAUAACAAUCUCAGGCCCAGCCCCCACGGCGAUAACAGCCAACACCGCCACGGCGGCGGUGGGUCGGUGUCGUCGGAGACGGCCCACGAGAGCAAGAGAGGUGGCGGUUCUUCCUCCGGAAGCGAUGUGGUUCCGGGUGUGUGGCCGCCUAAGUUUGUGAUCGCGCUCACAAAUAAGGAGAAGGAAGAGGACUUCAUGGCGAUCAAAGGAUCCAAACUCCCUCAGCGCCCCAAAAAACGUGCCAAGUUUGUCCAGCGUACCCUCAAUCUGAUUAGUCCUGGAGCGUGGCUUUGUGAUCUUUCCCUCGAACGAUAUGAAGUAAGAGAGAAAAAGGUCUCAAAGAAGAGACCAAGAGGGUUGAAGGCAAUGGGCAGCAUGGAGUCUGAUUCAGAGUGAGAGAAAACAAAGCAAUUUGAAAAAGAGGGAAUGGAAAAAAGGGUAAAAUCUGUAUGUACUUAUUUUGUAUUUCAGGGGGGUUCAGCUCCAGAAAUAAUGAAAUUUGUAAAAGAAUCAUAUGGUAAUGGUAUACUACUCCAUUUCUUUUUCUUCUUUUUGGAAGUAGAUAUGAAUACCAGCUCAGUAUAUAAAAGUUCUUCACUUUU